AUGGCACAAUUGUCAGAUGUAUAUCGUGCAAUAGAUAUGUACAGCGAUGAUUGUAAAGAAAAUUAUGAAAAAUUAAUUGUUAUAUUUCAUGUUGUUGUGAUUUCGGCUCAAUAUAAAGUGUUCGGAAAUCAUGAACAUAAUGAAACAAUUCCAUGGAGUAAAAAAAUAAAUAAUACAUUAGAAAUUAAUUACAACAAUAAUGAAUCGAGUAACAUCAAAUGUACAUUUAAAUUGAAGGAAGAAGAAUUACACAUAUGA
Rotaria sp. Silwood2 is the source of this 258-nucleotide messenger RNA. The record is from the annotation of a GenBank genome assembly. NCBI's taxonomy places the organism in Eukaryota, Metazoa, Rotifera, Eurotatoria, Philodinida, Philodinidae.